CAGGACAACAUCCCGGGACCGGGCGAGGAAGAAGAGGAGAUAGGACCAUGUGCCCUGAGCAAUGAGGGAUUGUGCACUGUCAUGACCAUAACCGCUGCUACAAUCUCCCCAACUACGAGUGCUUCAGCUUCCCAUCCAGAUUUAGUCGUCUCCACUGCCCCGCUACUAGCUUCUGGAGCAGGAGAUCGCGGCUUCAGUGGGAAAACCUCCAUGUCCUCGAAUAAUAAGCCACCCCUCAAAUCCUUACACACCACUAACAACGUCGGUAAUAAUACCAACCCCUCCGCACCGACCCCGCGUCUUGCCGCUUCCCAACGUCCUGCUUCGAACUCGUUGCACCCGAACCCCACCACCCGCUCUCCUCCAUCUGGCGCGAGGAAGGGGAGAGCGGAGACAAUAUGCUCGCCUGAUUCGGAAUGGCAUGCUCCAGCUGCCCGUCCUUCCUCAAGCUUGGAGCAGCGGCCAUCGAGUUACCGUCAUCAAAUUACAACACGCCCGACUCCUUCGAAACAGAGCUUGUCUACUGCUGGCAGCAAUGGAGCUACCGCCAAAUUCUUUCACGCAAACCAAGUGAGACCAACGAGACCUUCGCUAUCAGCAAAAGUGUCCUCAACACCCCCCCCUCUGCCUUCACCAAGAACGCCCCUGGGGCAGCCUGCCAAAUUCUUUCACGCCGACAGCAUUCCUACAUCUGCUCCUCGGUCGCACUCUCCUACGCCUCCCGUCCUCUCGCCUCGAUUUCCAGGGCAGGCAGGCUCUGUGAAUGAUUUCAUUCAGAAUCCUCAUGAAUAUAUCAGUGAAUUUACUUAUUCAGGACCGUCAUCUAUGGUGGGUGGCUCUCGGCCAGCCUCUGUUCUCUCCGUGACCCCUUCGACACUUCCGGAACCUCGUAGCCAUGUCAAGUUUGUGUAUGCGAAUGGGACGGAAGAGAUUUUGCCUCCCAGAAGGUUGGGAUCGGAGGUUGGUUCAGCAGUACCAUCACCCCAGCUAGCUCAGGCUCCAUUUUCGGGUUCCCCAACGGGCGCGCUGUCGCCUAUCGGCUCCCCGAAUCCUGUCGCGAACCCGCAGACGCAGUUCUUCAAGAGUCCACACUCUUCGCCUAGGUCUAGUGUAGAUGCUAGCACGAGGCAUGGCAGGGCUCUCUCUAUCAGCUCAACAAUUGAUAUGGUGGGCUUGUUGAAGGGUGAACCCGCGGGGGAGGACAGAGACAGCAGUAGGGCUUCUGAUGACGAUGCUUUGUCUGCCAAGGUUGCUGCAAAGGCCAAGAUGAGAGCAAUGGAAGAGGCUGCUGCAAAUGCCCGAAGAGAGAGAAAGGUAGAUAUGAUGUGGGCCAACAGAGGAGAUAUUACUGAUACUUGAGCUUAGGUUUUAGACUUGGAAAUAUCUAAUACUUCCUUAAUGGCCAUUAACAAGACGCUAGAACGCCAGAUGAGAAAGCAGACAGCUGAGCUAAGACGCUAUCGCCGACUUUCGCGCACCGGCCAACUUGCCUCACUUUCUAGUGGGGGGAGGGGGAAGAGGAGGAAGGGAAAGAGUUCUUCAGAUCACCUCUCUGGCGGUGAUGACGAAGUGGUGUCUAAUUCUCGGACUGCAUCUGAUGGGGGAGCUAGCGAUGCAGAUGAGGAGGAAGACGGGGAUUCAUCUGAUGAGGGCGGAGAUGACGAGGGGGGGGAUGAUGAAGGGAGAGAUGGCGACCUGACAGCCGCUAAACUUGAGGUGGGGAAAGACAGGGCACCGGACGGCGGCCGACUAGAUCUCGACUUGUCAAAGCACCGAGCCCUCCUCGAGGCCUCUACAAAAAUGAAUGUCUCUCUGAAGCGCUGUCAAUAUAUCGCUGAGCAGCUCAUAAAGGAAGGGGAAAAAGCCCUAGAAUACAGAGUCCAGCCGUCAGACGUCCACCUCGGUGGCAGAGUGUUGACAGGCGACAACGACGAAGAAUUCGAAGGCGAAACCGGGGACAAUGAGGAUUCGAGGAUGGAGAACACGACACCUGAGGGCGGGACUGGCGAUGGGGAAAGUGAGGGCGAUGAGGAAGGGGAGUACUCUAGCCGAGACCAGGACAGCCAGGCCGAGGGCGAUGUGGAUGAUGAAGAGGACGAAGGUGAAUCUAGCGGGGUGUACGGUGAGGACGGGGAGACGUCUGGCGGUGAAGAUAUUUAUCCAUUCAAGGAUGCUGAUCGAGUGAUGCUUCCGAGGUUAGCGGGGUAUGUUGAGCCUAUGGCAUGAGCUCCUUUGCUGGGGAGUGAUGUCAGGUCGAACGGGAAAGUGUCAAACCUUGCAUGGCGGGUCCUUUUGUUUUCUUUUUGUGCGUGUUUGUGUCUGUGUGUUGCAUGGAUAUUGAAUUGGGAGAAGGCGUUAUAUGGACAAUUUGACUCGCACCGUAGCCUACUGUAUUGUUUUGCGUCCCCUCCCCCCUCCUUUAUUCACGAGAGUUUUCUUUUUUCUUUUCUUUUUCUUCUCGGGAAUAGCUUGAGCUAUGUUAGUGACACCGCGUCUGCUGUGAGAGAUCCGUGACAUGAGUGGGUAGACGAGUGGGCACCGGCUGGUAUGUCACCACUGUGACUUGUCUUGGGCAUGGAGAGAUUCUGUGGUAAAUGUUUGGUUCUUUUCUUUGAGUGAGCGAGUGAGUGUGUUUUGCAUCCGAAUGCCUUGUUCAUCUCCACUAUGAAGCCGUUUUUUCUUUUUCUUUCUUUCUUUCUAUACGUGGGGAAGGUAGUGUGUUAAUAGGUUGAUUGGUUGGGUUACUCGAGAGAGAAAGAGAGGAUCCGUAUAGACUAUACACUGCUGUGGGGUCAUGAGGGUUGAGGAUUGAAUAUAUGGAUUGUUUGAU
Tuber aestivum (summer truffle) is the source of this 2830-nucleotide messenger RNA. NCBI's taxonomy places the organism in Eukaryota, Fungi, Ascomycota, Pezizomycetes, Pezizales, Tuberaceae. The record is from the annotation of a GenBank genome assembly.